This is a messenger RNA of Monascus purpureus, 834 nucleotides long. The record is from the annotation of a GenBank genome assembly. NCBI's taxonomy places the organism in Eukaryota, Fungi, Ascomycota, Eurotiomycetes, Eurotiales, Aspergillaceae.
AUGGCUCAAAAACUGUCUGUCAACGGUAUACAUGCUGUAAAAGACGACAUCUUCUCCCUAGCAAGUCGUAUUCCGGAAAAUGCAGGCAAGGCGCCGGUUGGAACAGCUCACGUCAAUACCACUUUUAACCUUUACAAGGGCUUGUCGGUUCUUGCUCUUACAUCCUUUAUCUUUAACGUUGAUACUCGUCUACAGAAUGCCGGUCUUGCCCUGCUUUUUCCCGGUGGUGCGUUCCUGGGGCUUGGGGGGAUAUUGGCCGAUCGGGUUUUCACUGAUACUAUUGCUUUUCGCACUCAGUAUUUUCCCCUGGUUUGUAACGGGCAAUAUUCUUGCGCCCUUUUGACCUGGCCAGGACAGGUCCUUGUGAUUCCUCUACUCCCUGCGGCGGCGGGUUCAACAACCUACGGCAUCUACGCAGUUCCGGCAUUGGUAAUCCUUACCUACUAUUCUCUGGAUAGGUGGUCUAAAGGUAUACACGCGGAGACGCUUGUUAAACGAGACAAGCGUGACAGAUUCCUUCCCACUGCUAUCGCCGAGCUUCAGAAGAAGAGCGCUUCUGUAGCCAUCCCUGAAGACCUGGAACUUGGUGAGGAAGAACUCGGCCAGCUGCGGUUUCUACUUCAGGUCGCUCUUCAGGACAAGGAUGACUGGAGAAACUUCAGCAUUGUCGAGCAGUUCCAGCCCUCGGCCUUUCGCUAUCAGCUCUGCGAGGUGGCCCACACAUUGGCCUUUGCCAACAAAAUCUACACCCCUUCUUUCCGCGGUGGUUAUUUGCACGAGGGUCAGAAGAAGAUAAUCCAGAAAUACUGCCAGGAGAAGGUCCUCUGGUACUGA